This is a messenger RNA of Hippocampus zosterae (dwarf seahorse), 3477 nucleotides long. RefSeq names its product aldehyde dehydrogenase family 3 member A2-like. Bases 189 to 1712 code for a protein of 507 amino acids. The record is from RefSeq and is a predicted model, not a curated record. Gene Ontology annotation, cellular component: cytoplasm. NCBI's taxonomy places the organism in Eukaryota, Metazoa, Chordata, Actinopteri, Syngnathiformes, Syngnathidae. Gene Ontology annotation, biological process: aldehyde metabolic process. The transcript is spliced from 10 exons. Gene Ontology annotation, molecular function: aldehyde dehydrogenase (NAD+) activity.
UGAAUAGAGUUCCUUUCACUUGUGGCGUAUUUCAAGCUGAGGGACGGACCGUGAACAACAAGCCUCAGUCUGUUACUCAACAAAGCUGCUGCCCAUUGGACAUCGGAUCUUCUUUCUGAUAAGAUCUCUUCUGUCGUUCCCUUUCCACAGUCCGCAGAAAGACAGAUGAUCUGACUUCCAUUAAGGUGAUGGAGAGGCAGGUUAUUCAGUGUGCCCGGGAGGCCUUUGGGAGUGGAAGAACACGUCCUCUUGAGUUCAGGCUGCACCAGCUUCAGGCCCUGCAGAAGAUGAUGAGUGAAAGGGAGGUUGAAAUCAUCACAGCUCUAAAACAGGAUAUUAACAGGAGCCAGUAUGACACAUCACUUUUGGAGUUGAUUGGAAUAAAUAAUGAGAUUAAUCUGGCUCUGGGAAAACUGCGAGAGUGGGCAGCCCCUCGGCUGGUGGAGAAGAAUCUCUUGACGAUGUCAGACGAGGCUUACAUCCAGCCAGAACCUCUGGGAGUGGUGUUGAUCAUUGGAGCCUGGAAUUACCCGUGGGCCGUAACGUUGGUACCCCUUGUAGGAGCUAUUGCUGCAGGCAACGGAGCUGUGGUGAAACCCUCAGAGAUUAGUGGCUACUCAUCUCUUCUCCUCGCAACACUGCUGCCUCUCUAUCUGGAUAAGGAUCUGUACCCGGUGGUGACGGGUGGAGUGCCAGAGACACAGGAAUUGUUGAAGCAGAGAUUUGACCACAUCUUCUAUACUGGAAGUAGUGCAGUUGGCAAAUUGGUGAUGGAGGCUGCAGCACGACAUAUCACCCCGGUGACUCUGGAGUUGGGAGGGAAGAGUCCUUGCUACAUCGACAAGAAUUGUGACAUCAGAGUUGCCUGCCGUCGUAUAACCUGGGGAAAAUUUGUCAACUGUGGCCAGACGUGUAUCGCUCCAGACUAUAUACUGUGUGAACCUUGUGUCCAAGGCCAUGUGGUGGAAUGCAUCCGACAAACUCUUUUGGAAUUUUAUGGCCCUGAUCCCAAAUCAUCACCGGACUAUGGUCGCAUCAUUAACCAAACUCACUUCAACAGAGUUGUGGGUCUAAUGGAGGGGUAUGCACCAGUACUAGGUGGCCAAUGUGACGCUUCACAGCGCUAUAUUGCCCCAACCAUAUUGAAGGAUGUGCCGCCUCAUUCCAAGCUGAUGCAGGAAGAAAUAUUUGGUCCUCUGUUGCCCAUUGUGACUGUGAGUGGCUUGGAUGAGGCCAUCAAUUUCAUCAAUGAGAGAGACAAACCUUUAGCCCUCUACAUAUUUUCCUCUGACAAGCAGGUCACAAAGAAGAUGAUCGAGGAGACCACAAGUGGAGGCGUGACCGUCAAUGAUGUUAUGAUGCACUACACACUCAUUUCACUCCCAUUUGGUGGUGUUGGUCAGAGCGGUAUGGGCUUCUAUCAUGGCAAACACACAUUUGACCGCUUGAGCCACCAGAGGGCAUGUCUACUUCGUUCACUUGGCAUGGAAAGUAUCAACCUGGCUCGGUACCCACCGCAGGACCGUCAGCGAGCGAGCAGGGCACGGUUGGCCCUCAUGUCACCCCUGAUUGACUUAUCCAAGAAGACUUAUAUCUGGGCCAUUAGUAUGACCGUCAUUGCAAUUGGUCUACUCAUCACUCUGCUAGUCAUUCUUCUCAUUGCCGCAGGCUUGAAUUGUACCUGCUGGUAUUGGAGAGGUUUUUUUAAUUAGACAAAGGAUUACCUCAUAUACAGUACUUAUGUAUCAGUGGUGGGCAGUUUCUCAGUACCGAGCGAAGGUCCGUUCUUGACAAACUCCUGUUUCGCUGCCUGACUCAUGAUUGAUGGAAACUUUGAGACACUGGCGGAGUAAGCGCCCACACAAGCGAUUUUUGGCCUUGACUCGAAUGGUCACAUCAGAAAAGAAAAGACAACCUUCAACAAUUGUUUUGCAGCACAUGUUGGCGCGUCUGAUGGAAAUUUCUGCGUCAUAUCAAUAGCCUGCUGGUUUUCGUAUGGCUCAGUGGUAGAAUGGUCGUCUGCCAAUGCAGAAGUUGGGGACAUUGUGACCUUGUCAAAGUGUCAUUGACCAAAACGCUGAAUCUCCAGUUGCUCCUGAUACUGCGUCAUCAGUACGUCAUGCAGAAACGGUGUAAAGCACUUUGAGUACCAAAAGUAGAAAAGCAUUUUAUACUGAAAGUAACAGCCCAUUUACCAUUAACAAUGAAUGUUCGUCUGUCACGAGCUCUCUGCUUCUGGAAGCUCCAGCGGGAAGCCAUGGAUAGAAUGGCAUGCUGAGAGACAUCCUCAGGCUGAAGAGGGACGCCCUGGUCAGUGCCAACUUCCAGAACCUGGUGUUGCUCAAGGAAGUCAUCCCCAAACACUAGUCCAAAGGCCACUUGGUACCAGGCCACACAGAAAAGAGAGACGCAAAAAAUGAUCAAGAAUUGUGAUUCCGGUGGCGAGCUGUGAUUGGCGACUGAACAUCAGACGCGGCAGAAAUGUGCGUGACGGCAGCUGAUCGGAGACCAGAUCUUUACUUUGGUUUGCAAGUUUCAGAUGUGAACACAAAGCAAAAGGAACAAGAAGUAAAAAAAUGACCAAACGCGCAGCUGAUGGACAGCUACGACUUGGCAUAAUCUUCCCAAGAUGAAACUAUUUCAACAAGAUUGUUCAACACCGUUCCUUGUGUGGCGUUUUCUCCAGAGCCAAAUGGAGUAAAUGAAGCCAUUGUCCAAGAAAAGUUAGCAACACGUCAAUCGCGUUGAAUCAUUUGAACAAGUAGCACCCAAGUUAUAUUGUGGAACACGUGAUAAUUAAUGCACGAGGAGUUUGUGCAGGCUGACGGCACAUAAGCAGUUCAGCCGCGACUGCGUCGCCGUGCCGCCACCGGACAAAGCAGCCAUCAAUCAUGUAAUCUUUCCAUCAUGCAUCCACCCAUCCCAUCAUGUACUUGUUUUAACCAGUCUGUGGCGCAAAAAAGGUUGGAGUCCACUGCCUGAAGGGGAACGUGUCCCUGUUGGGAUACGCCAGCGACAAGGGAGCAGUUUGGGGAGGGAGAAGCAGGAGCAGCAGCAGUAAUAGUAUAAGAAUUGUGUGUGUGUGUGUGUGUAUAAAAUGUUGUCCAAUGAAUAAAAUUGUGUGCUGUUACCCUUCUAAAUAGUUUUUUUUACUGAUGCUCCAAAAAAAGCAUUGAUGGAAACGCGUUUAAAAUAACGAUGACGGCAUGAUGGAUUGACGGACUCGGCCGGCCUGAAAUAAUAACGGACGGAUAAUCACCUCCUGGCGGGCCAGCCGUCGCUAGUGAAUUACGGAUGGAAUACAAAUCAAGUCAAGUCAACAGUAUUUAUAGAGCACUUUCAAACAGCCAUCGCUGCAUACAAAGUGCUGUACAUGGAGCGAUUUAACAUACACAAUAAACAGUAAGACGAAAUGGUAAUAAAGGCGGUAGAAAGCACCAAGCAGUAAAAUCAUGCUGAGUCGAACGCCAAAGAAUA